AUGAGCACAAGUCCUGACGAAUCCAGUAGUUCUGUGAUGGCCACAUUCGAAAAAGCCAGUUCCUCCGACAAUUCACUGACGAACAGCGCGGAUUCGACGAAAAUUCCGUGUCCGCAACGUCAAAAAUCGAUAGAAUUGGUCAAAAAGCGGAAGCUUCUGGUUAAUGAGUAAGAAUUUAUUUUGACUUUCCGAUUUUAUAAAAUUUUUUAAAAAUUUCAGUGAAGCUAUAGACGAAUCGAAUUACGAUGAAGUUGACAUGAAAAAAAUCAAAUUGGAGGAGGAAGAGGCGCAAAUUAAACGAGAAUUGUCGAGAGAAGUAAGAUUUUCGCGAAUUCGCGCAAAAAUCGCAAAUUUUUGCAGUCAAACGCAAGUGCAACUUCAAAAGUGUCUCGAAAAGGAAGCCAAAAGAGUCAGGACUCUGAUUUCGGUGUGGAAAUUGUGGAAAAAACGGCGAAGGCGGCGCCGGUGGCAAAAAAGCAGUCCUUUUCGAUUGAUCGGCCUCGGAAAGUGAGAAACCUCUCAAAUUAUAUCAAAAAUGCUGUUUUCAUUAGAAAGACUAGCUAAAACGUAGAAUUACUGAAAAAAUUCAACUUUUCCUAAACAAUGCAGAAAUUUCAACGUAAAUUUUUUCAGUUUCAGUUCGCCGAGCGUCGCAAAGAUUCGGACCGCGAGCCGUCGCACACCGAAUCGAAUCCCUUGACGGUGUGGACGGCGUCGGACGACUUCGCGCUGAUGACCGCGGUCGGCCACGUCAGCUGCGUCCGUUUCAUCCACGCCUCGCUCCCGUUUUCCCGCAAAUUCUCGUUCGCCGACGUCGAGGAGCGCUUCUGCCAACUGAUGUACGACGAGAAGAUGGCGGCGGCGGCGAAGGAACGGAUCGCCGCACUUCCGCCCCGGCAAAGGCUCCAGAUUCAGGCGAGGACGCCGUUUUUACGAAGCGAGGAGAAGUGUCUGGUGGGCGCCGCGAUGGCAAUGCUCAAUGCACUCAAAAAGGGAGAAACGGGCGGGACCGGAGAGGCAGACGGACAUACAAUGCUGCGGAUUGAGCACUUUAAGAAGAUCCUCGACAAUAAUAAGUGAGCGGAUUGCCGUUUUUUCAGACCAAAACUUGAAAAGCACUGAAAAAGACGGAACAAUUUAGGAUCUACACCUUUUUCGUCUCUUCUCAGCCGAAAAUUUAGUUUUAAAUGGAAAGUUGGCUUUUAACGAACGUCAGAGAGCCAAAUCCGCUCAAAAUAAUGAAAAAAAUUGUCGGUUUGCUGAGGACCGUGAGAAUGACAGGAGUCGAGAAAACAGCAGGCGAUAAUUGGCCAAACAAAAAACAAACGACGAGUAUUUCCGCGCGCUCCUUCUUUUUGAUCUACGGGCCGCGAAAAUAUUACGUUUUCAGACAUUUUUUUUGAGUUUUUGGCGGAGCAUUUUGAGCUUUCACGGAAAACUAUGGCGUCACAGUUGUUCGUGUGACCAAUCGCUACACAAUGAUACCACAAAGCGCGUGAAAAACUGAAAAUUUACAAACUUCAGCAAUUCUAGACCUACCCUUGUAUCCAACGAGACUCCACUCAUAACGGCGCGCCAUUUUUGAACGUUCGCUCUCGGGAAGGCAGUGCGGCGGAUGGCAGCCAGCCGAGCGAUCGGCCGAAAAAAAAAGAAAAUCCUCGGGACGGACGGACCGUCGAGGGGAAGUACCGCAACGCGACUACAAACUACAAAACGAGUGUUUAUGAUUGACGUGUCACUCGAACACCCUUUGAUCUCUGCGACACGUGUCAACCGGUCCAUGACCCGGUCAGAAGUGCUCGCGCGAAUACCGCAACGCAGCCAGUCUCUCGGCAGAGCGAUCCUCCUCGACAUCUUUUUUCUUUCCUCCUCGUCCUCCUUGCCUGCCGUCCCGAACCGCAACGCGUCGCCCCGUGCACUCACUUUAAAGGCGCAUCCAUUUUAGUAGGUCACAAGGUCUCGCAUCGUUGCGAGACCCUUUGACCUACACGCGCUAAAUACGUGGUUCUCGGUUGUUUUUCUAGACUAUUUGAGCUUCUGCUUGCAAAAAUUCAGGGUUUCUGGGGAUCGUUUGGUUUUUUCUAGAAAUUCCACGACAAAAGCAUAAUUUUGUAUGAUUUUAGUCGAAUUUCAAUAAUAAGAUAUGUCAGUCUAAAAUCCUCGGAAUUCGACUCAAGAUGCGUUUUCAGAUCGCAGUUCCACGCGUCGCGCACCCCGCAGAUCCUUUCGGAUCACUUCCGACGGAUGAAGGGAUACCGCGAGCGGACGGAAGAGUCCCUCCACAACUGGGACUCCCUCGAGGAACCCAUCGACGGAUUCGCCGCGCCGCCCGUCGAUUUUCUCGCUCCGCUACAGUAAGUUCCCAGACAAAUUGCCAAAAAAUGCGGAGAACUCGAUUUCAGAGCGUGUUCAGAGCGAUUUCAUGCAAUUUCCCGGAAACCGCAGCUCCGCGCGAUUCUCCACCGCUUCAAACCGUCGUCGAGUGUGCCGGACAACGCGAUCGCCAUCAUUCACGGCCAAUUCCUGCAGUACGCGAUGAUCGGACGGCAGGCGGUCAUGGGAAGGGCCUCUCUGAAUGAGAAGGUCGACAUCGAUCUCUCGAAGGAGGGUCCCGCAGCAAAAGUACGAUCGUUUUCAUAGAAUUUGCAGUUUUUAAAUAAAACCUUAGACGGAAAAUCGCAGUGAAUUAUCCAAUUUUGCAGGUGUCGCGCCAACAGGCGAUCAUACGAUACGUUGCGCACGAAAACACGAAUGACGGCCAUUUUACCAUUCAAAAUCUGGGACAACGACCCAUGUUUGUGGACGGAAAACCGCUCCCACAACUCGUCGCCACCUCCCUCAAACGUGAGCAUUUUUGACUUUGAUGAACGGGCGAAGGCGAACUGUCGCUUUUCACAAAAAGGUGUCCGUCCGGCCUGAAAGUGAAGGCGGAAGACGUGAUAACGCCCGAGGGGGUACAGCUCGCAUUCUCUGUGGACAAGAAUGUGUCCGGCGGCUUGUUGUCUCAUUCUUGCAAUAAAGAAGACUACGGAGAUUAAAACUUUAUCAGCCUACACCAGAGAAUCUCUCAAUUUCUCUAAUUUUCUGCUAAAUCCACCGGGUUUUUGCAAUUUUUCAUUUGUUUGUAAAAUUUUCACCAGAAAGUUUGCAGACGCGUCGAUCAUCGAAGUGGCCUCGCUCCGUCUGAUCUUCUCGAUUCCGGUGCCACGUGUCCUCCAUCCCCUCGUCAAACAAGCGGCGAUUCAGCAGAAAAAGAGCCAGGAGCAGCAGCAGCAGCAGAAUCAGCCUAUGGCGCCCACGCAACAGCCGAGGAACUACCAGCAGUACCAGAAGGGCGUGGCCAAGAAACGGACGGCCGGGGGAGCAGUGGGAGCCACGAGAGCGCCCUUUUCGUGCGGCGGCGGAGGCGCACAGUCCGUCAUUCGAAGGGCCGAUCCUGCCGAGAAAGAACGACUGCUGAAGGCCGUCGCCGGCAUUGGACACUAGAAAAAGUGAGACGAUUUAAAUGAAAAGCUGUUGUUUUAAAUGAACAUUAGUGUUGAGCGGAAAUGAAAUUUGAAAACCCGGAAGACGGAAUUCCGCUCAAUACUGAUGAACAUGCAACUUUUUGUGAUUGACGGUGUCCAGAGCUAUACAAUUGUUCUAUCGAGGCACAAAUGAGGAAUUAUCGGUGUUUCGGGCUAAGGAGUAGGCAUGCACGUGGCAUUAAAUAAACAGAAACAGCAGGAGUGCGGCAAGGACGGGGCAAUCGGGUUAAAAUAAGAGCACGUUUAGAGAUCAACCUAGGUGGUCAGUUCGGAUUUGCGGGUGAUAUGGGGCAUUGUACGGCAGGGGGAUGGCGCCGAGCCAGCAUAGCAUCUUGCUUUUGCCGGUUGCACCUGGGCACUCUUGCUGUUUUGAACUGCCGAACAUUGUUGUAGGCUCUGGAGACCGAAACAUUGUUUGUGCCUGAUUUUUCUCAAGUUGGUUUCUUUUCAGAUUGCUCAAGAUUCCACUUCUGUCGAAAACGGGUCUCCACGCCGUCGAAUCUCUAAAUUCUCGUGUAACCUUCCAUUAUACCUUGCAUUCUCUUCAUUGUUCCCCAAUUUUUGUGAAAUAUCUGACAUUUCCCCGCUUUCUUUCUUCCUCUUUUCCUCCCACUAAAAAUGACCUUUCCAGACGCAUUUCCCACGAGAACGUUACGCGUUUCUUGGAAAGGUUUUGGAAAAACGAUUGUGACGACAUUUUCAAUUCGAAAAGAAAUUUACCCCCCAAGAAAAAAAGUAAUGAUAGGCGCGCGUUUUCCCGCAGGAAAUUAAUGCGCGACGGUGCCAAUCUGCUCACUUUUUUCUCGUCGAUUCGCAAAUGUGUAUAGUUAGGGCCGCCUGGGAUUUCUAGGCCACCGGAAAGUGGAAAUCUCGGCCACGUGUCCUUUUUGCAGAAGAAAGAAGUUGGCAAACGAGACUAACUUUUGCGGCUCGAAUGAUUUUAGUCGAGAAUUUUCAGCAUUUUGUUUUCUGUGCACAAAUUGUGAAGUACGUACAAAUACACCCCUUUAGACCCGCAACUAUAUAACAAAAACCCAAUUUUUCCGUUCUCUGAUCCAAAAAACACGCGCAAAAGUGGGCGGAGUCGGCGGAAAAAGGGGCGGAGCCUGAUAACCUCAAUAGCUAUUGUUGUAGUAUUGUGGCACUAAUCUCUGGAUUUGUUUUUUUUUCGCCUUUUCAUCCGUUCUUGUUUUGAAUGAACUAGGCCGGAUUAGCGGGAUUCGUCAGCGAUUCGAUCAAGGACAUCAUUUCGAGUUCUCUGAUUUUAUUUUCGCGAAUUUUCUGGAAAAUCCCACUUUUUCUAUUGAAAACCGCGUUUAAAGUUGACGAAAAUUUCUUGAAGGCAGGUGGACCCGAACCCAGGACCACUAGUACCAUUUUUUUUCAAGAAAACGGGGUUUAGAGUGUUUUGGACACGUUUUUGGAAGCCCAUCAUUUAUUUCGGGCAAUUAUAUGUGUUUUUGGGUAGCGGGUAGCCUUGACAAUGGCAUUUUCGAAGACACGUACUCAUUUUAGGCGAGAACAACAAAAUUCCAACUAUUCUUGUGGAAAGUUGGCAAAACACAUUAGCCAGCACGUGGCUUUGAUCCCCGGUGUCCAGAUUACUAACGGCGCCCGGGUCCACUAGGCCAUACGGCUCAUUUUUCUAAACAAAAAAUAACCCCUCUUGUUUUUGUCUUUUCACCGCAAAUUUGCUCGAAUUGUGGUGUUGCUCAUCCAAUUAUGGUCACUUGUGAAUACCAACUAGACUCUCUACUCUCUACUCUUCUCCUUUCAUUCAUUCAUACGAAAGUAGUGGCCGAUGCACCAUGUGGAAGAGAGAGAAAGACAGUUUAUGUCGAAUUUUUGCAGGAAAGGAAGAAGACGAAGAAGAUGUUGAUGAGUAAAAAGAAGAAAUGGAGCUCGACCGGCUUCAUUUCGUCGCUCGAGUCCACGCCCAACGACUUCUUCUCCCGGAUGCCCGCCUCCAUUCGAGAGGUAGUUUUGACAAUGUUUGAAGGUCCGUAUCUCGCGAACCGGUGAUUAUCUGAACAAGUGGUCAACUGAAAAAUUGUUGCAAAUUGUGUGCUGAACAACUUUGUAAUUGACCAUUUCUUUGUAAAAUUGCUUAUUCACAAGUUAUAAGCCGAUUUCUGAACAACAUUGCUCUUGAAUGAAUAGUGUUUGGGAAAAAGCUCAUAACUUUAGAAUACCUCGUUUUUGAGAAAAAUUUUCAGUUUCAAAGUUGUUAAGCACAAAAUUUGCCACAUUUUUCAAGUUAACCACUUUUCGAAAUAGCAAUCGGUUCUCGAGAUAUACGGAUCUUUAGAAAGAGUUGGACGAAAACAAGACGGCGGUCCAUAUCCUAAGAACCAAUGAUUAUUUCAAAAAGUUGUCAAUUACAUUGUUUUCAGAAACGCCUCAUUAUGCGCUUUUCCUGUACAUUAUUUAUACGGCAGAACUAUGAGAACGGAAAAGUAUCCCAAAAACAAAAAAAAAACUGAAAACAAUUUGAGUGGCAAAAGUUCGCCCCCCCCCCCCUCGAAUGAUCAUUUUUAAGUGAUUGCACGCGAAGAAGUGAUUCGAUUCUCUCAAAAUAUGAAUAAUAUUGUUCGAAACGAGAUUUUCCAUGUUUUUACUCGGAAACGCGCUGCUUUUUUUCACCUUUUUUGACUUUUCGUGACUCGCAAAAACAUUCGGCCUUUUCUUGGCAUUUUUCGGAUUUUUCAGGUUCCCAGAAAAAAGCGAGCGAUUUCACUGACAAUUGUACAUGUUUUCCGUCUAGACGUCACCGAUUCGUUUUUUUUGCACAAAACAUUUCGCAAAUAGGAAUGGUUACUCGAAUGGGGGGGGGGGGCCGAAAAACAACAAAGAAAAAGGCAAUUUUCGAGAUGAAUUCCAUUGAAAUUCGAAAUUCUCGAAUUAAUCGAUGAACCGGCACACUUUCGCCCCCCGAUUUUCGCUUCAAAUGUUCGCAGAUUAUGCACAUUUUCGGUUCGGAGCCCGGAAGAGCCAAAUAUGUUUUGGUUUCACGUAUUUUUUGCAGCUGUUUUUCGUGUGACUCAUCGCCUCGCCGGUUCCUCGUUUCUAAUUUCGGAUGCUAGGCCAUCAUUUGAGAAAGUUAGGCCAUUGACGAAAUUGUACCUGUCGGGUCCGCCCAGCCCAUCCCAGCCUUCUUUUCUUGACUCGGGAUCAGAGUUGAGCGGAAGAACUCAACGGAAGAACACGGAAGAAUUUUUUAUCUUUUUUAGAAAAUUUUUUCAUGGAAUGUGAUCAACUGAAAAAAUGUACAGCAAAGUGAAAUCUGCUCAUAGAAAAAUAAUUGUAAAUUUAACUUUUCAUACAAAAAAGUUAUUCGAGUUGUUGCGUGAAAAUGUCCUUCCGUCUGCGCUUAGCCCUUAACUUUUUUGUAUGAAAAGCUAAAUUUACAAUUAUUUUUCUAUAAGCAGAGUUCACUUUGCUCUACAUUUCGUCAAUUGAUCACAUUUCAUGAAAAAAUUUUCUAAAAAAGAUACAAAAUUCUUCCGUGUUCUUCCGUUGAGUUCUUCCGCUCAACUCUGAUGACCACGCGGAUCCUAGGCCAUCUUCCAGAUGAAAUUUCCGAAAUUUCAUCUGCAAAUCCCUUUCUUCCAUCAAUUUCGCGGGUCUUCAUUUAGACGGAAUGGGCGGGGCUUCCGAUACGAAAACAAAUGAAUUUGCCCCCGCGAAUUUUUUGGGCCAAACAAUUUUUUUUUUGCCGAAAUUUUGUGCGCACGUUUCUGGAAUUCAAUUUCACAAAACGUUUGACAAGUCCAUUCGAGCUCGUGAAUACUAAUUUUCUUCGUUUUUAUGUCGCAAAAAGUGUUUUUCAUUUCGAAUUCCCACACGACUCAAAUGUGAGUCAUAAGUGAACAAAAAAACGCGUUUUUUUUUCAAUUAGAAAAUCUCUGGUUUUGUCACUUUCGUGCGAAUUUUUCGACUGAAACGGACGAAAAAAAAACAGAAAAAUUAGAGAGGAACCGUGAGAGAGAGAGAGAGUGUGAAAACAAAAUUAAUCGGAGCCAGCACACACACUUGAGCUCGUUUUUCGCUUUGGGUUCAAAAGUUUUACGAAAAAGUGUCAAGCAACUGUAGGAAUCAGUGUUGAGCGGAAUUCCGUCUUCCGUUUUCCGUCUUCCGUGGUUUUUUUGUUCCGUCUUCCGAGAGAAACAUUUUGUUCCGUCUUCCGUAAAAAAAAUUUCUGCCGUCUUCCGUUUUCCGUCUUCCGUGGUUUUUUUGUUCCGUCUUCCGUGUUCCGUCUUCCGUGAAAAAAUUUCUUCCGUCUUCCGGAUUUCAAAAUUCCAUUUCCGCUCUCACCUCUGGUAGAAAUGCUAGGCCGCAAUUUGAGUGCAAAGCUCAGAAAAAGAGCAACCUUUUUCCAAGAAUGUUUCCCAUAAAAAAGUGCGUACACACAUGAAUAUUAAAUGAUGAAUGGUGGUUCUUUGGGGUGGCAUUUCUGGCGACUGUCACUUGACAAAUUACAUUGUUUUUUUCCGAUGGAGUUGCAUUCAAAUUAACCCCAUUUUCCUGAAUUUUUCUCUCUUUUUUGCCAAACUGCAUCUAUUAUCCUCUCUGUUUUUUGGUAACUUUUUUAGUGUUCAAAUAGUGAACCAUUUUUUUUCGUUACCUUAUGAAAAGAACGUCCAUAAUGUAAAAUACUGGUAUUUUUCGCAAAAAAAACGUAUUCAAAUGAGGAAAAAAAACCCCGGGGAAGAGGUUUUUUUUCCUAUGUGGAAACCCUGUUCGUUGCGAGACCCGUGCUAAUAAAGGCAUGCGCCUUUAAACAGAACCGGGCGGUUAUUUAAAUUGUUUAAAGGAAUAGGGUUUUUUUGCGUAAAAACCAGUCAAACAGUCGGCUGAAUAGAUCCGUAAAAAGUAAAGUGUGAGGAGGGUGCCACGUCAUCCCACACCCUCCCACUCGUUUCUUUUCGUGCGCCACCAUUCAUAAUCCGUUUUGCGCCGCCGCCGCCGCCGCCAAUGACGCUCUUCUCCUAAUUCGCCCCAAUUUUCGUAUGAAAAGAACGUGUCUGGCCAGCAUUUUCGGGGUUUCCAGACGAUUUCCGUUAUUUUAAGCGCUCGUAGGGGUGUGGAGCAUUUUUUUGAACGUAGUUGAGAUUUUUCAAAGUUUUCAAAGUGUAGAAUCGUCUAUUCUAGCGGUGUGCUCCCUUUAAUGCACCAACUACAGUAGGCCCCUUCCAUAAUUUCCGUGUUUUCCUGUUUUCCAUUAGGGAAUCCCGUUGAGAUGUGUCUGAGCACAAGGCACAAAAGUUCAGCACGUUGCCAACAAAAAUCUGCCGAAUGUACCGUUUUUCCGCCUGAAAAACAGCGACUUUAGCGAAAAAUGGAUUACGGUAGGUUCAAUUGUGUGCCAACACCGUUCAAUGCACCAUACUUGACGACAAAAACAAUUUCCGAACCAGAUUCCAAAAAUUGGGCUCAAGUUCGAUGCGCCGACAUGUCCGUGCCAUUUUUGUCUCUUUGAAGAGUUGGAAAAUGGGCGUGGCCUAACUUUUACACGACGGACACCUAGGCCACCGAUGAUUUAUGGACCAAAAACUGGAAAAUUUUACAUUUUCCUCUUUUUCUUCAUGUUAAUUAAAUCACGAGGCGACAUAUAUGGGAUUAGUUAUUUUCCUCUUUUCUUUUUCCCAUUUUUCUCUCAUUUUCGACCUCGGACACACUGAAAAACGAGAAGAGGCCGUGAAAACAGGGUCGGGUGCGAAUAACAAAUUUAUUAAUUUCCACUUUUCAUAUUUUAAGUCUCGUUCAAUUUGCCGAGCCGCGGACCAACUUUGGUUUUCUAGGCCACCGCCCGCCGAACUCGUUUUGCACUUGUUUUCAACUUUUCUACAGUGUUUUCUGGUCAAACAAACUCUUUUGGAAGUAAUUUGUUGUUCGGCACUGCCACGUAUGAUCGAAAUUUGCGAUUCUAGGUCAUCCCAUUGUAAUUUUGUUGUUUGACAGCAUUUCGCUUUGUCGCUAUGAAAAUGUACUCUUCAAAACGACAAAAAUCGUUUGGUGUCACCCGAGAAUCGAACUUGCAGCAAAAUUUUGUCAUCGAUUGGUAUUUGACUCAAAAGAUGAUGUUGGUGUGCGAAAAGAAGAUGUAAUAAAAAAUUGUGACAUGACAUGCACAAUAUUAAUUUUGACAUUCAAGACCCAGACCAUCUUUACGAGUGUUUUUGUGAAAGUGUAGACCAAAAAACAUGGGGAAUUCUAAGAGAUCAAAAAUUGCUUCACCGCGCAGCCAGUUUAUCACUGCCCUCCGCGUCUGCCCGCGGCGUGACAACCGUGGCCCAGUGGCGAACAGUUUUGCAAUUGAAUCGAUUGCCGGGUCGGGUUCGAUUCCCCACCAUUCAAAAUAUCUUCUGCGUGCCCAAUUUCCCGAGUACAACGGCAAUGUUCUCUCCUCUAACACGUUCGUUUUUUCAGAUGUUCGAUCAGUUGCCCGACAACAACACGUCGCCGCAGGUGAGCGCAUAAACAUUGUUUUUCUCGCCCGAAAAACAAUGCAUCAGUUUCAGGCGAUGGAGCAGCCGUCGUUGGAGAUCAUGCUCCUCCACCAUCUAAUUAUCAUUCUACUCACUCUUUUCGGAAACACGCUACUCGUCUACGUGAUUUACAAGAAUAACAAGGUGCUGCGCCGGAAACGCGUCACGCCCGUCCAGGUACUGUCCGCUUUUUUCUUGAGGAUUUUUGUCUCCAUGGCACGGUCUCCCACGGCGCGAAUGAUGAUUCAAUGGGGCGCACUUGCAACAGGCGGGCUGUGUCGAUUUACGCGGCGGCGGCCGAUUAAUUAAUUUUCAACGGGAGUUCGCGUUCUUUCCAUGUUUUCUGUACAAUACACCUAUUUUUUUGUACGCCUGGAACCUGGCGUCGAAUAAUUAGAGCACUAGCUACGUUUUGGUAACAGAAAUCUCGCAUAUCGUUGAGAAUUAGCCGAGUUAUUUCGAUUUGAACGUUUUGGCCUGGAUUUUGAUGUUUUUCGAAUAGUUUUCGCGAAAAGUGCUCAAUAAAACUAACCGCCGGAACCUGAAUUUUGUGAAGAAAGAUUCAGCGAACAUUUUUAUCGUUCGUUGGGCUCAUGAAAUGCAAAAUGAGCUGAAAUAUAAAGGUUUGAAGUUUUGACGAAAUGCGAAAAACAUGAAAAACUCUAAAUUCUGUAAAUAACGGUUUCCAACCGGUAAAAUAUUGUUUUCUAGACGUUUUUCAAGUCAAAAAGAAAGAAAUAAAGGUCGUAAACUCGAAUUGAACUCCAUUUUUAGACCUGCAAAUUUUCAAAAGUUACAACGACACUCCGCAAUUUACGAGCGCACUGUGUUUAGCAUUAGCGCCCUGGGAGACCGUGCAUGGUGCAUUGAAAACCGGCCAAUUUGCAGAUGCUCAUGCUGCACAUGUGCGCCGCCGACAUCCUAUUCGCCGUGAUUUCCGUCGGACCGACCAUGGCGAUCACCGCCACCGUUCCCUACUUUUACGGGCCGAAUUGGUUGUGCAAACUCACCAAAUUCCUGCAAGUCAUCCCAAUGUACGCCUCCUCGUUCCUUCUCGUCGCCAUCAGUGCCGAUCGAUAUCAGGUGAGCGUUUUUCGUUUUUUGGAAAUGAACUUGACAAUAUGAGCGUGGCCUCGGCGGCCAAAUGGCAUUUUCAUGAAUUGAGCACGUUCUCUCUGAUUUUUGUGGUCAAAGGCGAUGAAAAAUGAUUGUUCGGCAUGAAAACACACUAAUUCUCAGAAUUAAUGACGUUUUGGCGCAUUUUUCGCCGACUUUGCUUUUUCGCCUUCGCCGCCGAUCGCCGCCUAAAAAGCGCACUUCUCAUUUUGCGCUUUCUUGACCGUUUUCAGAAAGAAUUGGUUUUGAGAAUGAUAAAUCACGAAAAUACAAGCAUUUUGAGCGCUCGAACCGCGAAAAUGACCGAAAAGCGACUGAAAUUCACGCAGUUUUAGCCAAAAACCUUCAAACGGAUAAAUGUGAUUUGCGACUUGACCAAAUUUGACGCUCUUGCGCUUAAAAAAUUCGUAAUAGCCUAUAAAAUCAGUCUAUCGAGAGACAAAUGAGAAAUUAUCGAUUUUUCGUGGCUAAUCUCGCAAAAAACACAAAUUUUGCUGUUAAAAUUUGAAUUUCGCGCCAAUCUCCAAUCCGUUUUCAGGCAAUCUGUCGCCCGCUGGCCUCGAUGAAAUCGUCGGCCUACAAUCGUCCGGCGCUGUACUCGGCGAUCGCGUGGACCGCCGCCAUCCUCUUCAGCACUCCACAAUUGUACCUGUUCGAGAAACGAGACGGCGAUUGCCACGAGAACUACACCGAGGACUACCAGUACCCGCUGUACGUGUGCCUCUUCAACUCGGUCGUCUGGCUUCUGCCCUCCGCCAUCGCCGGAUACCUCUAUUUGUGUGUGUGCAAGGCCGUGUGGAAGAGCACCUCGUUCACGAGUUCGCUGCGAAACAAUAUGAAGCAGAAGAUCGAGCACUUGAAGUUGGCGGCGGUGAACGGCGGAAUGCAGGCGCAUCACAAAGGUAUCCGAGACGGUUUCCAAUGCUCUAGGCCAUCGAUUUCUCUUUCAGGCGCCACAAUGCAGUGCGUCGAGCUCGAUCGUCGUCGCGUUCAAACCGUGAAACUGACGCUCACCAUCGUCGCCGCCAAUUUCCUGUUAUGGGCUCCAUUUUGCAUAACUUCCGUCAUCGACGCCCUCUGGCCGUAUGCGAUAAGUGAGUGAGCACCUGUGUUGAGCGGAAUUCCGUCUUCCGUCUUCAGUCGAUUUUUUUUGUUCCGUCUUCCGUCUUCCGUCGAUUUUUUUGUUCCGUCUUCCGUCUUCCGUGGAUUUUUUGUUCCGACUUCCGUCUUCCGUGGAUUUUUUGUUCCGUCUUCCGUGGAUUUUUUGUUCCGUCUUCCGUCUUCCGUGGAUUUUUUGUUCCGUCUUCCGUCUUCCGUGGAUUUUUUGUUCCGUCUUCCGUGGAUUUUUUUGUUCCGUCUUCCGUCUUCCGUGGAUUUUUUGUUCCGUUUACUAGCCCCGAAGAACGCGAAUUUCCACGGGCAAUGACCCAGAUCCAAAAUUUUUGUUGUUUAGUUUUUUUUUUCAAAAAAAAACCGGGGAAAAAUGCUCUGAAUUGACGAUUUUUUUGUUCCGUCUUCCGGGAGAAAAAGUUUUCUUCCGUCUUCCGUAUUCCGUGUUCCGUAAAAAACAUUUUUUUCCCCCCAAGACGGUGGCCUAGAAACCGACCCAUUCGGAUUUCUAGGCCACCGCCCAAAUUUGCACUAGAAAGUCGAAAAAAAAGCGGUGACGUAGAAUUGGGUGUAGAUUUUGAAUUUCCGGUUGUUUUUUUCAGAUUCCACCUUCGCCACGUACAUUAUGUUCUUCGGCAACCUGAACAGCUGCAUGAACCCGUGGCUCUGGUUCCAUUUCAAUCGGACCCAGUUGCGGAGGGCGUGUCCGUGCGGAAAAUCAUCGGAACCGCUCAUCCAAUCGUUAGUUUACGUUCAUGUGAUGACCAGUGAAAACCAGAGUGAUUUCUAUUGA
Molecule: messenger RNA, 13034 nt
Organism: Caenorhabditis sp. 36 PRJEB53466
Lineage: Eukaryota; Metazoa; Nematoda; Chromadorea; Rhabditida; Rhabditidae
Source: the annotation of a GenBank genome assembly